This is a messenger RNA of Trametes versicolor FP-101664 SS1, 1512 nucleotides long. RefSeq names its product UV-endonuclease UvdE. The coding region runs from base 1 to 1512 and encodes 503 amino acids. The transcript has 11 exons. Gene Ontology annotation, biological process: response to UV; mitochondrial DNA repair; nucleotide-excision repair. Gene Ontology annotation, molecular function: endonuclease activity. Lineage: Eukaryota; Fungi; Basidiomycota; Agaricomycetes; Polyporales; Polyporaceae. The record is from RefSeq and is a predicted model, not a curated record. Gene Ontology annotation, cellular component: mitochondrion; nucleus.
AUGGCGAACAAACGGAAGCGAGCGACGAGGAAAGCUACGACGCCCGAGCCUGGAAUUACAGGACCGGCGUUGGUGGGCAGUCCAGAAGAGGCACGCGCUCUCAUACGCCGUGCCUCGCCGCGGAAGAAGCGCAAGGUGGUGUAUACAGAGCUUGCAAUAGCAGGAGAGGACGACGCUGCACAGGAGUCAAAGGUCGACGCAGGCUUUGAAAGCCCGCUCACCGACCUCGACGACGACGGACCUGCGGACGUGAAAACACCGAAGAAGAAACCGAAACGCAAGCAGAAGGUCAAGGAGCCGGUCGUAUACGACAUUCCACCCGUCGAGACGAAGACGACUACGUUCAAGGGGCGACUCGGAUACGCGUGCUUGAACACCAUCCUACGCGCGACGAAGCCAGAGCCCAUCUUCUGCUCGCGCACACUGCGCAUCGACACGAUACUGAAGCCCGAGUUCGGCAUGGAUUACUGCAAGGAGCUGGGCCGUAAAAACGCGGAGGAUCUUGCCAGGCUCAUACAGUGGAACGAGGAGAACAAUAUCAGGUUCCUUCGGAUAUCGUCAGACCUGUUCCCGUUCGCGUCGCAUGGCAAGUACGGCUACACGCUGGAGUACGCGGAGAAGGAGCUGAAGGCAAGCAUGCGUCGUCGGCCUACAGAUGAUGCGGCGGGCGGCCUAGCGAAAAAAUAUGGUCAUCGCCUCACAACGCAUCCAGGACAGUUCACCCAACUGGGCUCCCCAAGAGAGGUUGUAGUCGACUCGGCCAUACGCGACUUGAGUUAUCACUGCGAAAUGUUUCGGUAUAUGGGGCUAGAUCAAGACACUGUCAUGAUCAUUCACAUGGGUGGCAUGUUCGGCGACAAGGAUGCUACCAUCCAGCGGUUCAAGGAGGUAUACACGACGCGCCUCUCCGACGACAUAAAGGCGCGACUCGUUCUCGAAAACGACGAGAUGUGCUACAACGCAGACGAUCUGCUUCCUGUGUGCGAAGAGCUUAACAUCCCGAUCGUGUUCGACUACCACCACAACUGGAUAUUCCCGUCGGUACUCCCCCUCCCCGAGUUAAUCGCGCGCAUCAACGCGAUCUGGGACCGCAAGGGCAUCAAGCCAAAGCAACACCUCUCCUCGCCCUGCCCCGGCGCAGAGUCCAUCAUGGAGAAGCGCAAGCACGCCGACCGCUGCUACGAGCUGCCCCCCGACCUCCCCGACGACAUGGACCUCAUGAUCGAGGCGAAGGACAAGGAGCAGGCGGUGCUGCACCUAUACCGGGUGUACAACCUGCACCCGGUGAUACACGAGAACCUGCGCCCGGAGAAGGCGGCGAAGCCGUUCCCGCGUAUGGUCAAGGAGGAGGCCGCCGCCGCCGCCGCCGCUGCUGCUGCGGGAGGUGAGGGUGAGGGCGCGGAGGCGACGCCGACGCCUCGCAAGCGCGCGAAGCGGACGCAGGCUAAGAUGGAGGAGACUGCAGGUAACGAUGCUUCGCUCGGAAAAUCGCAUUGCGGAACUUGUGGCUGA